GGGAUUGAAUCAGGUGCUCAACUUGCUGCUAAACAGGUGUAUAGGCUCUUAGAGGGACUUUUGAUCUCGGAUAUAUUCUCGACGUGUGUGUGUGUGAGCGUGCCAGAGAGAGAACCAUGUGUACUGGAGGCUUCGCCAAGUGCCUGGGCAUCACCCUGAUCCCACUGGCUAUCGUGAGUGUCCUGUGCAACAUCCUGCUGUUUUUCCCCGGAGGCAAAGUGGCUGACACCAGCGACCACAUCACAGAAGAGGUGUUUUACAUGGGAGGGCUCCUGGGAUCUGGAGUGCUGAUGAUCUUCCCAGCUCUGGUCUUCCUCGGGCUCAAGAACAAUGACUGCUGUGGUUGCUGUGGCAAUGAAAGCUGUGGGAAGAGAUGUGCGAGCUUCACCUCCAUCAUCUUCGCUGCCGUGGGAGUCGCUGGGGCCGCAUACUCCCUCAUCAUAUCGUCCGUGGCCAUCAACAGAGGACCCAUUUGUGGAUAUGGAUCUCCCACAAAUCUGUCAUGGGGCUACCCCUUCGACAAUGGUAACUACCUAUCCAACUCCACCAUGCACGAUGUGUGUGUGGCACCGGAAGGCAUCGUGACGUGGCACCUGACUCUCUUCGCCAUCCUGCUGAUCAUAGGCCUGGUCCAGGUGGCGCUCUGUGCCUUCCAGGCCAUCAACGGCCUCAUCGGCACCAUCUUCGGAGACUGCUGCGGCUGCUGUGGGAGCGAUUAAUCGUAGGACAACCUCAAGACUUCCUGAGAAACACCGUUUUGACCUUUGAGCGAAGCUGUUGAACUUAUCCGGCAGUUGACACUCUACAGGGUUACCAGGGUUACCAGGGUUACCAGCUACCUGCUUGAUGCAAACGCUUAUGACGGCAGUAAACAUUCCAGAUCCAUUAUCAGAGAUACUUUUUUUUUUGACUAUUUAUUCUGAAUAUUUCCUUUUUUUUUUUUUUUUACUGUUCGGCGAAUGAAAGCUAUGAAUGUAAUUCCAUCCCUAUUUCUAUGAAUGAAUGCAUUUUAUAGUAUAACAAUGUUAUAAUUAUUGUAUAUACAUUAAAACAAAUAUACAAAAUAAAUUGUUUAAACGUCAGUUAAAUCC
Hypomesus transpacificus is the source of this 1091-nucleotide messenger RNA. RefSeq names its product transmembrane 4 L six family member 4 (gene tm4sf4). The transcript is spliced from 5 exons. The record is from RefSeq and is a predicted model, not a curated record. Gene Ontology annotation, cellular component: membrane. NCBI's taxonomy places the organism in Eukaryota, Metazoa, Chordata, Actinopteri, Osmeriformes, Osmeridae. The coding region runs from base 117 to 719 and encodes 200 amino acids.